UCUUUUGCUAUUUCAAAAGAAUUAGCUUAGGAUUCGUGUAAACAUUAAUAACAUGGCAGGUGAAACGGGUGAAGCACAGCUACAAGUACGAUUUAUAACUAAACAAGAGCAAUAUGCUGUUCCUGAUAGUCCAUACGCUAUACAUAGUAAUGUACAAUCUAUAGAACUGAAUACGCUUCUCAAUGCGUUAUUAAAAGAAAACAAACCAUCUAUAGAAAAGAGUGUAGAAUUCGAUUUCUUAAUAUGUGGGGAAUUGUUGUGUACAUCAAUCGCAGAGCAACUGCAAGACAAGGGUCUGUCAACAGAAGACACCUUAGAAAUAGAGUACCUGGAAAGAUUUCCAGCUCCCAGCCCACAGGAUUGUUUAAUGCACGAUGAUUGGGUGUCAGCUGUUCAUACACAUGGCACUUGGAUCUUAUCUGGGAGCUACGAUAAUAGUAUUCACAUUUGGAAUACCAAAGGGCAACACAAACUUGCCAUACCUGGUCACACAUCACCUGUAAAAGCAGUUUCAUGGGUAUCUUUUAAUGGAGAUCAAGCAAUCUUUGCAAGUGGUUCCCAUGAUCAAUCAGCUAUGUUAUGGGUAUGGAAUGUUUCUGGAAAUUCUGUGGAUUGUGUUGUGACAUGUCGAGGUCAUGACAAAGGUGUAGAAUGUCUGGCUGUCUCGGCGGAUGCUAAAAGUAUUGCCACUGGCAGCUGGGACACAAAUAUUUGCCUUUGGAGUACAAGUCUUUCCGAUGAGGAUAAUGUACCAGCAAAAAAGAAACAAAAACCAGAACAGGGAAAUGUGAGAGAACCAUUAACUGUGUUGAAGGGCCAUAGAGAGGCAGUAUCAGGAGUGCAGUGGAUGGAUUUCAACACUGUUGUAUCGAGUGGUUGGGAUCACUUGCUUAAAAUAUGGGAUUGUGAACUUGGUGGGAUUAAACAGGAUAUUGCUGCUAACAAGGCAUUCUUUGAUGUAGACUGGUCUCCACUAUCUAACAGCCUUAUAACCGCAUCAUCUGACAGGCACAUACGUCUGUACGAUCCCAGAUCAACAGACAGUAUUGUAAAGACGACAUUUACAUCUCACACUGGAUGGGUGCAGUCAGUGAGGUGGUCAAAAACAAGAGACACACUGUUCCUCUCUGCAGGUUAUGAUGGAUUUGUCAAAUUAUGGGAGACAAGAAGUCCGAAAACUCCACUUUAUGACCUAAGCGGACACGAAGAUAAAGUCCUGUGCUGUGAUUGGUCAAAUCCUACUUUCCUCGUGACUGGUUCUUGUGACAAUACUCUAAGAAUAUUUAAGGCGAAACACGCUACUGGUAACGCAUAAUGUAAUGUUGUAUUGGUUAUAUUUACAAUCUUUACGCACAUUGUCUCGGAAUAAAUGUUGGUCCAAAAUGAAAUUGUAUAAUUUUUAAGUAAAACUUAGUUCAUUUUUAUAUUUGUUAUAAAUUGUAUAUUUAAAUGGAACGAGUUUGUGAUGUAACAACUAUAAGCGAGUGUACACAUUUAGAGUAGUCAGCUGUCAGCAAGGUCACUUUACAAGGUUACUUUUAAGUCUUAAGUGAAAGGUAGAUUUUUUUUUAUUGAACAGCAAGGCGGACGAGCAUAUGGGCCACCUGAUGGUAAGUGGUCACCAACGCCCAUAGACAUUGACGUUGUAAGAAAUUUUAACCAUCGCUUACAUCACCAAUGCGCCACCAACCUUGGGAACUAAGAUGUUAUGUCCCUUGUGGCUGUAAUUACACUGGCUCACUCACCCUUCAAACCGGAACACAACAAUACCAAGUACUGCUGUUUUGCGGUAGAAUAUCUGAUGAGUGGGUGGUACCUACCCAGACGAGCUUGCACAAAGCCCUACCACCAGUAAAGCAUUGCAUUAUUACCAGUAUUGUUGCAAUUGUAUAAGCAGACUAGAGUCGGUGUAUAAGCAGACUUCACGCUGUACUUAACGCUGUAGCGUUAUACCGUAUUUUCGGUUUAGUGUGAACGAAAAUUUGAAUAUGAAUGAAAAAGCUGCAUAAUGCUAGCUAACAGUUAACGGCUGACUUUGUUAGGUGUGAACGCUCGCUUAGAGUUAUUGUCAGUUGUUUAAUAGAUAUCAAUGUAUAAUUAAUUUGUAAGAAAAUAUAUCUACAUUAGUUUUAUAAAUGCGAAAGUAGCGUCAUCCCGAGUAACCCACUAAUUUAUUUGGUAUUGAGAUAGCCUGGAUAAGAACAUAGAUAUAUUAUUCACUAAAGCUGGAAUUCUCGAUACAUUAAAUGGACUAACAUUAGCUGCAAUAAAGUUAAAUAAUGUUGGUAACAAUGGGCCAACAGGGAAAUCCAACUGUCCAGCAAUAAAACGAUUGUAUCAUGUUUGCAGUGUUUGCUUGCAUUCGUCAAUUAAUAUGAUCAGACAAUGUUUGAGUAAUUGGUUGUACAACUUAUAUUAAAGUUAAUUUAAAUUGUC
Molecule: messenger RNA, 2436 nt
Organism: Nymphalis io (European peacock)
Lineage: Eukaryota; Metazoa; Arthropoda; Insecta; Lepidoptera; Nymphalidae
Product: ribosome biogenesis protein WDR12 homolog
Exons: 10
Coding region: 53-1315 (420 amino acids)
Biological process (GO): ribosome biogenesis
Cellular component (GO): preribosome, large subunit precursor
Molecular function (GO): protein binding
Source: RefSeq, a predicted model, not a curated record